This is a messenger RNA of Homo sapiens (human), 2600 nucleotides long. It is a transcript of the gene CCDC169-SOHLH2, whose product is annotated as CCDC169-SOHLH2 readthrough. The coding region runs from base 275 to 1783 and encodes 502 amino acids. The record is from RefSeq and is marked validated. NCBI's taxonomy places the organism in Eukaryota, Metazoa, Chordata, Mammalia, Primates, Hominidae. The transcript is spliced from 16 exons.
ACCGCCUCGUGCCGUACUGGCUUCUGGGUGGCCCUUAAUGUCUUGUGCUCUAAGGUGCUGAGGGGAAAGACGCGGGAGGUCUCUGGCCUGACACUAUGAAGGAAGAGAGAAACUACAACUUCGACGGUGUGAGCACCAACCGCCUGAAACAGCAGUUGCUGGAAGAAGUCCGCAAGAAGUAGUGAAUGGAAAACCCGUUAUGAGACACAACUUGAAUUAAAUGAUGAACUAGAAAAGCAAAUUGUUUAUCUCAAGGAGAAAGUGGAAAAAAUCCAUGGAAACUCUUCAGGAAUCCUUAAACACAUUACUUAAACAGCUAGAAGAAGAAAAGAAGACUCUUGAAAGUCAAGUGAAAUACUAUGCACUUAAACUGGAACAAGAAUCAAAGGCUUACCAGAAGAUCAACAAUGAACGCCGUACAUACCUAGCUGAAAUGUCUCAGGGUUCUGGUUUACAUCAAGUUUCUAAAAGGCAACAGGUGGAUCAACUGCCUAGGAUGCAAGAGAAUCUAGUGAAAACCCUCCUCUUAAAAGAAGAAUUGGACCCUUUAAAGGCAAAAAUAGACAUCUUAUUAGUUGGAGAUGUCACUGUGGGCUACCUGGCUGAUACUGUACAGAAACUAUUUGCAAACAUAGCAGAAGUCACCAUCACCAUCAGUGACACGAAGGAGGCAGCAGCGCUUUUGGAUGAUUGCAUAUUCAACAUGGUUCUCUUGAAGGUGCCUUCUUCACUAAGUGCCGAGGAGCUGGAAGCCAUCAAGUUAAUUAGAUUUGGCAAAAAGAAAAAUACACAUUCACUGUUUGUUUUUAUAAUCCCUGAAAAUUUUAAAGGUUGUAUUUCAGGGCAUGGAAUGGAUAUUGCUUUAACUGAACCACUGACAAUGGAAAAAAUGAGUAAUGUGGUAAAAUACUGGACAACAUGUCCCUCAAACACUGUUAAGACUGAAAACGCAACUGGGCCUGAAGAACUUGGAUUGCCCCUGCAGAGGUCCUACAGCGAACACCUGGGAUAUUUUCCUACUGAUCUAUUUGCCUGCUCUGAAUCUUUAAGGAAUGGCAAUGGGCUUGAAUUAAAUGCUUCGUUGUCAGAGUUCGAGAAAAACAAAAAGAUCUCUCUUCUUCAUUCAAGCAAGGAAAAACUAAGAAGGGAAAGAAUCAAAUAUUGCUGUGAGCAGCUGCGUACUCUCUUGCCGUAUGUAAAAGGGAGAAAGAAUGAUGCGGCUUCAGUUCUUGAGGCAACAGUUGAUUAUGUGAAAUAUAUCCGGGAGAAAAUCUCUCCAGCCGUUAUGGCCCAGAUUACAGAAGCACUUCAGAGCAACAUGAGGUUUUGUAAGAAACAACAAACACCCAUUGAGCUGUCUCUCCCAGGCACUGUCAUGGCACAGCGGGAAAACAGUGUGAUGAGCACUUACUCCCCUGAGAGAGGGCUCCAAUUCCUGACUAAUACGUGCUGGAAUGGGUGCUCCACUCCUGAUGCAGAGAGCUCCUUGGAUGAAGCUGUGAGAGUUCCAUCAAGCUCCGCCUCAGAGAAUGCUAUUGGUGAUCCAUAUAAAACUCACAUUUCCAGUGCAGCGCUGUCUCUGAAUUCCUUGCAUACUGUCAGAUAUUAUUCUAAAGUCACCCCUUCCUACGAUGCAACUGCUGUAACAAAUCAGAACAUUUCAAUUCAUUUACCUUCAGCCAUGCCCCCGGUCUCAAAGCUUCUCCCUCGGCACUGCACUUCUGGGUUGGGCCAGACGUGCACUACACAUCCCAACUGUCUGCAACAGUUUUGGGCGUAUUAAAAGCACAUGUUUGAAAUUCACACUCUCAACCACCUACUGGGCGCAGUUUGACAAUCUAGGAAAAGUGGAACAAAGAAUGAUUUUGAAAGCUCCACCCAAAGACCUAAUAUCAAAAGAGUUGGCAUGGUUUGGCUUCUGAUAAAUGCACUCAAAGCUUCUGCAGAUAGAAAGACCAGCAGCGAAAAAGCUGGCCACACACUGUCACUCAUCUUCAUACACACUUGGAUCCCCGCCAGCCAGAGAGCUACAAGAACAAAUGGCCUCAGUGACCUACACUCUCUUUUCUCAAAAAAUAUUCCACAAUUUAUGAAAAAAGCAUGCUAUAAGGAAGAUCCAUGUAGACACGAUAAAAUGAUUAGAUUGGGAAGGUGUGUUGAUACCUUGUGUCACUGAGUACAGAUAUUACAACUUGAUUCUUAUUUUUAGUAUCCCUGUGAAUUACUGUCACUCAUUUCUAGGUGGUCUUUUCCUUAUUUGACAUUUUAGAGAGUUUCCUUCUUCAUUCACCAUCCAAACUAAGAUAUGCAGAGAGAUGCUGAAAGAGGGGUUUACCUCCUCACUUGACAACUAAUGAAUAAAUUGAUGUGUGCUUUUGCAUUUCACAAUCCCUUGAGUGAAACGAUGGCUAAUAGGUAAAUAUUUCUUUCUGGACCUUAAGUUACAGACUAGCAGGUUUUUUGUUUUUCAUCUCUUCCUCCCUAUGGGUAUUAGAAAGGACAGUUGAAAAUAAGGGGGAAAAAGGUUUGUUUUAUAUUUCACUGAAUUGUUCUUAUAUGUAAGUUUUAUUAUUAAAUAAAAUACUCAGUUUUCACCCUGA